Molecule: messenger RNA, 1640 nt
Organism: Drosophila gunungcola (fruit fly)
Lineage: Eukaryota; Metazoa; Arthropoda; Insecta; Diptera; Drosophilidae
Exons: 2
Coding region: 68-1348 (426 amino acids)
Biological process (GO): positive regulation of DNA-templated transcription
Cellular component (GO): nuclear body
Molecular function (GO): DNA binding
Source: RefSeq, a predicted model, not a curated record
UCCUCUCUAGAAACAUCGAUAGGCAGCGUUAAUAAUAACAAAUUAUUGUCAGACGAAAUAAGACAAAAUGAUUGAGGCGCGCACGCUGCAGGACGAGUCGAAAUACCAGGAGACGACAAAGGAGGUCUCGCUGAAGGUGCUCAGCGGCGCGUACCGGUUGCUCCGGCGGAAACAGGGCAGCACCGUGUGGAAGGUUUACCGGGAAAUAGUGCGCUCCGACGGGGCCAUCAUCAAUGGCCUCUACUUCUGCACCGGCUGCAAGCGUGUGAUGCGAUCCUUCAACACCUCAAAUCUUCGCACCCACAAAUGUCAUGUGGAUUUCCUGCGGCAGACUCUGAGUCCCAAUGCCGGGACGUUCUCGGAUGUGGCGUCUUCAGUGCAAGAGGUAUGCAUGGGCACAUGGGCCACUUCCUCGCCAGAUGAACUCAACUACAGGGGCACCUUUCAGAAUGCAAGUCCUCCGGCGCGGCGUCGAAACGGUAACUAUCCCCAGCCGGCGGAGUGGUCCUUCCACGCCACCGAACUGCUCCUUCAGUUUUGGGCACAAAAUGUCGCCGAUCUGCGGGAUAGUAAAAAGCGGGUCAGGGUUAUCUGGAAAAUAACUGGCGAAAUGAAGACCCUGGGGUUCACUUUCACGGAAAUUAAAAACAAAUUGGAUGAUAUUGCCCAACAAUACCGGCGAGAAGUCCACAUGGAAAAAACGACCGGAAAACCAUCACAGUGGGAGUUUUUCGAGACCAUCAAGCGGAUAAUCGAUUCCGACAUUAAGCCCGUGGAAAACAAGCCUAGGGGAUCGGAUAAACCCGGAAAUGGAACUAUCAUGAUAACCAUAAGUAAGCUUGAUGGCUCUUCAAAGGAUAAAAAAGUGGAAAACAGGCCUAAGAGAUCAGAUAACUCUGGAAAUGGAUCCAUCAAGUUAAACGCUCAUAACAAAUAUUCGGAAUAUCAUAAUACAUCUUUGAAGGAUAAAAAGUACUUUAUGGAGCUAAACGAUGAGCCAACGGAACCGGACGAUGAUUACUUAUGCAAUGACCUGGAACAAUCACAGGAGGACGUGGAUGAACUAAGCGAACUAAAGGACAACAUUAUAAGGGAAAUAGAGGAAUCCUCUACUGUACAUUCCCAGGAGAACUAUGAAGAAGAGCUCGAUCAACAGAAUUCGACGAUCAAAGAAAUGAAAAGAGCUAAGCGUAAAAGAUCAGCUAGAAUGAUGGAAAUACAGGAGGAAAAGCUGGUAAUAGAGAGGAAAAAAUGUAAACUAAUGAAGUUUUUUGUGAACGAGAUGUCAGCAUUUCGGAACAGCUUGUAUGGACUUCUUAAUGAUUCCAAAGAAGACUCCAAAUCAUGAGUACUUAUCUGACGUUAUAUUGAUCAGCUACACAAUACAUUUUUUAAUGUCUUUAAAUACAUGUUAAAUUAAUCAUAACAUUUGAUUACUUUCAAAAUCAUUUCUCGAAAAUAAUUUGAGUUUUGAAAUUUGUAACAUCAGAAUAUAAGCUUAUUACAUUUGGUAGAAAUUGAUAAGAAUUUAUUUCACAACGUGCUCAAGAAUUAUGUAUUGUGGCAAUCGCAUCAUGUAUUAAUUUAAGACCAAUUUGAUUUAUGCGAAUAAUAUACCUCAGAAUUUGUUUAAAAUAAAA